Punica granatum (pomegranate) is the source of this 1531-nucleotide messenger RNA. The record is from RefSeq and is a predicted model, not a curated record. NCBI's taxonomy places the organism in Eukaryota, Viridiplantae, Streptophyta, Magnoliopsida, Myrtales, Lythraceae.
AAUUACAUGUUGUGUCCUGGUCAAGAACACAACUUCACGUCCCAGACCCAACAAUACUAACCUCGAACUUUAUCAUCACUAACACAUCAAAAAUUCAAAAUAUUCUUGACAACACAGAAAAAAAAAAAAGAUGAAGUCCCACAAGCCUUAUGUCGCAAUGCUCUUUGUUCAGUUAGUUUAUGCGGGAAUGGCUCUCUUCUCCAAGGCUGCGAUCUCCAAAGGCAUGAACCCUUUUGUAUUCGUCGUCUUCCGUCAAGCUCUGGCCUUUCUUGCCCUGUCUCCCUUAGCUUUCUUCUUCGAGAGCAACAAGUAUGCUCCCAUGUCGUAUGGGUUGCUCUUCAAGAUCUUCUUGGUUUCGUUCUGCGGGCUCACACUCAGCUUAAACCUCUACUGUGUUGCAAUCAACCAUACCACCGCUACAUUUGCUGCUGCCACCACCAACAUAAUCCCAGCCAUCACUUUCAUUAUCGCUGUUUGUUUAAGGAUGGAGAGCAUUUCGAUAAGGAGAUUCCAUGGGAUAGCAAAAGUGGUGGGUGCUGUGAUGGGAGUUUCUGGGGCAAUGGUGUUUGCCUUUCUGAGGGGGCCCCAAGUGAAGAUCAUGCUGAAAUGGUACAUGUCAUCAAACAAUAACCAAGCGAAAACGAUGAAUCACCCAACUGAGGAUGUCUCGAGCUCAAGGGAUCAUCAGUGGGUCAAGGGUUCACUCCUCAUGCUCUCCUCCAACGUCCUCUGGUCUCUGUGGCUUGUUCUUCAGGGUCCCAUAGUGAAGCAGUAUCCUGCGAAGCUGCGUCUCACUGCGCUGCAGUGUUUCUUCAGCUGCGUGCAGUCGGCUUUCUGGGCAGUCGCGGUGGAGAGAAGCCCAUCCGCCUGGAAGCUCGGGUGGGACAUCAACCUCCUCUCGGUUGUCUACUGUGGAGUGAUCGUGACAGGAAUCACAUACUGGCUUCAAGUAUGGGCAGUAGAGAAGAAAGGGCCGGUUUUCACCGCAAUGUUCACUCCCUUGGCUCUCGUCGUCACUGCCAUCUUCUCUGCUUUCCUCUGGAAAGAGACUCUCUACUGGGGAAGGGUGGGAGGGGCACUUAUGCUGGUGGGUGGGCUCUACUGCACGCUGUGGGGGAAGAUCCGAGAAGACAGGAAAUCCCAGAAGGUUGAGCUAAUUGGGGCUCAUGCAGAUGAUGAUGCUCGAUCCAAGGAGGGAAGUACUACUGGACCAGAGACCGUCUGAUUGACACCUGAUGAAUGAAUAAAUGAGUGAAUCAAUGCUUCAAUUUGGGCUCCCCAGUUAUAUCAUUAAGUCACCGCAUGACAUGAUGAUGUAAUUAUUAUCUUGUCCAAAUUCCCUUUACCUUUUUGUUUUUUCUUCUUUUCUCUUUUGUUUUGUUCUUUUAAUUUGUGCAUUAUUUUUCCUUAUAUUGUUGUUUCCUUUUAUCCUUUUUUCCCUUUAGGGCUCCAACUUUAUGGUGGGUUUGUAAUAUGUGAUUAUAGGACAUAAGAUUUGGUACCCCUUUGCUCUUGUUGUGCAUUAAUUCAA